AUGCCGGGGGUCGCCUCUUACCGCUGCCGGGUAAUUUUCAGGUGGUGGAAAAUCUCACUUAGGAAUGAAUUUCGUGAAUCAAGACCUGGAGAAAUUAAAGAAUCCCGGGAGGAUUUUUUGGAUGAUUCAUCUCUUCACAUUCAGAUUGCUAUAGUAUUUGGUGCCAAAGUUCUGGAACAUGUCCUCAGUCUGUGCCGACGUAACUGUGACUUCCUGGAACGGCUUCCUGUCCCAUUGCUCCUGUACAUCAUUUCCUUUCUGGAGCUUGAAGGUAUUACCAGGCUUUCUCAAGUUUCACACGGAUUUGAAAUGAUAUGUAACAGUAACGCGCUAUGGGAAAAUAUUGUGGAGAACUUGUGUGACACAAUUACACCUGAAAUCAAAGAACUUGCACAGGAAAUGGGAUGGAAAAAAUUCUUCUUUACAAACAGACUUCAGUUACAGCUGCAGCUCCGAAGGAGGAGGCAGAAACAAGAUGCUCAGAACAAAAAACUAACUGAAUAA
Messenger RNA from Cariama cristata (Red-legged seriema), 504 nucleotides. It is a transcript of the gene FBXO36, whose product is annotated as F-box protein 36. The record is from RefSeq and is a predicted model, not a curated record. Bases 1 to 504 code for a protein of 167 amino acids. The transcript is spliced from 4 exons. Lineage: Eukaryota; Metazoa; Chordata; Aves; Cariamiformes; Cariamidae. Gene Ontology annotation, molecular function: protein binding.